Lactuca saligna is the source of this 360-nucleotide messenger RNA. Lineage: Eukaryota; Viridiplantae; Streptophyta; Magnoliopsida; Asterales; Asteraceae. The record is from the annotation of a GenBank genome assembly.
AUGACGCCCUACUGCAACUUACGGUGGGGCCCAAUGGUGAAGCAAUUACAUAACAUGGUUGACUGCUCUGGCGUCCUCACUUGUCUGUGUGGGAAGAGGGUACAUGAUUACAUCCAUGUUGUAAAUUUAGCAGAUGGACACACUGCUGCUUUGAAGAAACUCUCGGACCCUAAAAUAGGCUGUGAAGUCUACAACUUAGGAACGGGUAAAGGCACAUCUGUGUUGGAGAUGGUAGUAGCUUUUGAAAAGGCAUCCAGAAAGAAAGGCUUACAUGUAAUGUUUGUGUUUGUCCAACGAAUUCCUGUUGUGACAGCUGGGCGUCGACCUGGCGAUGCUAAGGUGGUAAAAACCUUACACUAG